Molecule: messenger RNA, 1231 nt
Organism: Blepharisma stoltei
Lineage: Eukaryota; Ciliophora; Heterotrichea; Heterotrichida; Blepharismidae
Source: the annotation of a GenBank genome assembly
AUGGCUGCUGCAUUAACGCUAUACUCCAAUCCAUUUUCUCAACCAUGCCGUGCUGUUCGAUGCUUCUUAGCAUUGAACCAUAUAGACUAUGAACUCCAUCCCAUAGACUUCGGCAAAGGAGAUCACAGAUCCCCAGAAUUCCUCGCAAUAAACCCACAAGGACUAAUUCCUGUUAUUACCCAUGGAGAUUUCACACUCUCAGAAAGUGGAGCCAUCCUUAUCUACUUACUCCUUUUUUAAAAGAGGGCAAAGAUUUUUCUACUCUUUAGAGAAGCUAUCGUUUUUAACUAAUUUAUAUUUAUUAUUUACUCUCCCCUGCGUGAGGGAACAAAAAUUUUGCUCGCUCACAGAGGCGAUUAAUUUUUUUUUAAAAAAUUAUUAAGAUUUAAAAAAUCCAGGCUCGAAAUAAUUUUAAAGUAAAUAUUAAUUUAAUUUGUAAAAUUUAGGUUUUAAAUACAAGCUGUUUAAAAUUAAGUAGAAUUAGUUAGAGAUUUCAUUAUAGUAAUUAUUACUUUAUAUAUCAAAUAAAUUUUCAUAAAAAAUUUUUUAUUCGCUGAAGGGCGGUUUUUACCCAAAAAAUAGGAAUUUUUCCAAUGGUUUUGUUCGCUCUUCAAGUGGGGGGAGCUAGCAUUUUAAUAUUUAGGAAAUUCUAAUAACUUAUAAUAAAAUUUAUGCUAAAAAGUGUAAGUGUAUAAGAUUUAAUAGCAUUAAUUGAGAAUUGGUAUAAAAUUCAUUUUUUGGUUUACUUACUCUUAAAAGAGGGGAACUAGCAGAAGCUUUCCACGUCGAAAACCAAUGGUAUCCAGCAGACAUCCACCAAAGAGCCCAGAUUAAUUCAUACUUGCAUUGGCAUCAUACAAACUCACGCAAGCAUGUCUAUGGCUAUGUUUUCCAUAAAGUUACCCAGCCUGUAUUUAUGGGACUCCCACCCAUUGCUCCUGAAAAAGAGGCUGAAUUAAAAGCUAACGUUGACACUUUCAUGGCUGGUAUUAAUCAAACAUUAGAAGCCCACCACUACAUAGCAAGAACUUCUCAAGCAAGCUUAGCCGAUCUCCAAUGCUUCUGUGAGCUUGCUCAAUUGAAAUUAGCGAACUACGACUUUACACCAUACCCAGCUGUUAAGAGAUGGUUUGAGGAACUAGAAAGCAACCCUCAAAUCAACGAGAUUCAUCAGCCAUUAUUCGGUUUCGCAAGAAAACUUAACACUCCUGCAGAGGAAGCUACUAAUUAA